UGAAAGAGGGAGAGAGAGAAAGUGUGGCUUUGUUAUAUAAGAGAGGAUGAUGGUACUGAAAAUUGCCUCCUUAGUCCUUAACUUUCAUAAUUUCCUCCCUCAACCAUACUUGUAGAACCAACCAGCGUAAAAAAACAAUAAGCAGAGAAAAAAGAGAGAUAGAGGGAGAGAGUUAGGAUAUAUAGCAUUGGUCCUGUACUUCUUCUACAUCACAUAUGGCUAUAGAAGUGAGAAAGAAGACUUCAAUAACAGCAGCAACAACAGCAAUAUGGCUGGUCUCGUGGAGCCUUAUUAUGGCCUACAAUGUCAGUUUAGCAGAAAGAGUUUUGAAAGACCAAAAAUCUGAGAGUUUUGUUGCCAAAGAAAGGCAAGGAGUUAUGAAUAGUAUAAUCGAUUUCUUCCGGAACGAUGGAGAGCCUACUAAUGACCGUGUUUGGCCUGAAAUGAAGUUUGGUUGGAGAAUUGUAGUAGGGUCGAUUGUUGGAUUUUUUGGAGCUGCAUUGGGUAGUGUAGGCGGGGUUGGAGGUGGAGGAAUUUUUAUCCCUAUGCUCACUUUGGUCAUUGGUUUUGAUGCUAAGUCUUCCACAGCCCUUUCUAAGUGUAUGAUAAUGGGAGCAGCAGUAUCAACUGUAUACUACAACCUGAGAUUUAGACACCCAACACUAGACUUGCCAGUUAUAGAUUAUGAUCUGGCUUUGCUCUUCCAGCCUAUGCUAAUGCUAGGAAUAAGCAUUGGUGUUGCAUUUAAUGUCAUGUUUGCUGAUUGGAUGGUGACGGUUUUGCUUAUCAUCUUAUUUAUUGCUACAUCCACAAAAGCUUUAUUCAAAGGAAUAGAUACAUGGAAAAAGGAAACAAUUAUGAAAAAGGAAGCAGCUAAGAUGUUGGAAUCGGAUUCCUCUCCUGGCUAUGUUUCUGAAGAAGACUAUAAGUCACUACCAGCUGGUUCAGCUGAUCCACGAGAUGAGGAGGUCCCUUUACUAAAGAACAUCUAUUGGAAAGAAUUAUUAGUCCUUGUGUAUGUCUGGGUGGCUUUUCUCAUUGUUCAGAUUAUUAAGACAUACACUAAAACUUGCUCCAUACUGUACUGGGUUCUUAAUUCCUUGCAGGUGCCUAUUGCAAUUUCGGUUACGCUUUAUGAAGCCAUAUGCUUGUGCAAUGGAACUAGAGUGAUUUCAUCUAAGGGAAAGGAAAAUACAGAUUGGAUGAAGCUUCACAAGAUCUGCCUUUACUGUUCCUGCGGAAUAAUAGCUGGUAUAGUUAGUGGACUGCUUGGUCUAGGUGGUGGCUUCAUUUUGGGACCACUCUUUCUGGAGUUGGGAAUUCCUCCUCAGGUUGCUAGUGCUACAUCAACAUUUGCUAUGGUUUUCUCCUCCUCCAUGUCAGUGGUACAAUAUUACCUUCUAGAACGCUUCCCAGUACCUUAUGCUUCUUACUUUAUUUUGGUUGCAACCAUAGCUGCAUUAACUGGCCAGCAUGUGGUGAGAAAGAUAAUUGCUAUCUUCGGUCGAGCAUCCAUCAUAAUCUUUGUACUAGCAUUCACCAUUUUUUUGAGCGCAAUCAGUUUAGGUGGAGUGGGAAUUGAGAACAUGGUUGAGAAGAUGGAAAAUAAUGAGUAUAUGGGGUUUGCAAAUAUCUGCCAUGUCAAUCUUGGGGGUGUUUUUCCUACAUACAGAAGUGGAAGUUUUCUAUAGAUAACAUUUUGCAGACCAGUGAUGUGGUCACCUAUUUGUUCCUUUUUGAGAAAUUCCAGUGGCACACUGAUACUUUGUUGAACACGAUUUUUAUUAUUAGUUAAAAUUUUUAAAAAAAUCACAAAAUUAGGUGGAUUUCACUUCUUAUUUAACAAGUUCACUCAUGAUUUUGCAGUUUUCCAACAAACUUCAACUAGUAAUAGAGAUUGUGUUAAAAAAAAGUGUGUAGCACUCUUGCCCCUUUUUGUUCAAGUAAAUAAAUGAUAUUUUUUCCCCUCUGU
Molecule: messenger RNA, 1972 nt
Organism: Glycine soja
Lineage: Eukaryota; Viridiplantae; Streptophyta; Magnoliopsida; Fabales; Fabaceae
Product: sulfite exporter TauE/SafE family protein 3-like
Exons: 12
Coding region: 216-1691 (491 amino acids)
Biological process (GO): protein ubiquitination
Cellular component (GO): membrane; Cul4A-RING E3 ubiquitin ligase complex
Source: RefSeq, a predicted model, not a curated record